This is a messenger RNA of Coffea arabica (coffee), 1166 nucleotides long. Its product is annotated as lignin-forming anionic peroxidase-like. NCBI's taxonomy places the organism in Eukaryota, Viridiplantae, Streptophyta, Magnoliopsida, Gentianales, Rubiaceae. Gene Ontology annotation, molecular function: peroxidase activity; heme binding. Gene Ontology annotation, biological process: response to oxidative stress; hydrogen peroxide catabolic process. The record is from RefSeq and is a predicted model, not a curated record.
AUGGCUGUGAACAAACUUUUUGGUGCAAUUUCUGCACUAUCUCUACUGCUUCUUCUUUCGAGCUUUGGUUGUAAAGCACAACUUUCACCUACAUUUUAUGAUUAUACUUGCCCGAAUGCUCUCACUACAAUCCGUUCCACUAUCCGGUCAGCGAUAUCGUGUGAACGGAGGAUGGCCGCGUCGUUGAUUCGCCUCCAUUUCCAUGAUUGCUUCGUGCAGGGUUGUGAUGGAUCAGUUUUGCUUGAUGAGACCCCUACAAUUCAAAGUGAGAAGACAUCAAAGGCGAAUAAUGAUUCUGCAAGAGGUUUCAAUGUUAUAGAGGAUGCUAAGACCGCAGUGGAGAAAAUAUGUCCAGGAGUUGUUUCUUGUGCAGAUAUUCUUGCAGUUGCUGCAAGAGAUUCAUCCGCUGCUGUGGGUGGUCCUUCGUGGACUGUAAAGCUUGGAAGAAGAGAUUCUACCACUGCCAGUCGUUCCCUAGCAGACAGUGAUCUUCCUGCUCCUUUUCACCAGCUUGAUAGACUUAUUACCCUAUUUUCAAACAAGGGUUUUACUCCGAGGGAAAUGGUUGCCCUAUCAGGAGCCCAUACGGUAGGCCAGGCACAAUGCUUUACAUUCCAGCAAAGGAUAUAUAGUAACGGAGCAGAUAUUGAUGCAGGCUUUGCCAGCACCCGCCGUCGCCGGUGCCCACCAACCGGCAGAAAUAGCAAUUUGGCACCACUUGAUUUGGUGACACCAAAUCAAUUCGACAACAACUACUACAAGAAUCUUGUGCAGAAGAAAGGCCUUCUAAUAUCAGACCAAACCCUUUUCAAUGGAUCGUCAACUGAUAAUUUUGUUACAGAAUAUAGCCAAAAUCCUCAAACCUUCUCUUCUGAUUUUAGUGCAGCAAUGAUUAAAAUGGGUGAUUUAAGCCCCCUUACAGGUCAAGAUGGGAUCAUUAGACGUGUUUGCAGUGCUAUAAACUAGAGAGUCAACAUCAUUUUGGUGAUGAUUGAUCCGAUUCAGUUUUGUUUUCAGUAUUACAAAAUUUGUUGAGUCUCUAUAUGGUAUAAUUGUAUAUGAAGUCUGAUUAACGUUUCUUUUGUACUCAUGAGUUUUGUUUUUUUAUUCUUUCAUGUUGUAAGUGUUCAAAAUUUUGAAUAAAAGCAAAAAUGCAAUUGUUUUAG